Chilo suppressalis (striped riceborer) is the source of this 5601-nucleotide messenger RNA. NCBI's taxonomy places the organism in Eukaryota, Metazoa, Arthropoda, Insecta, Lepidoptera, Crambidae. The record is from the annotation of a GenBank genome assembly.
AAAAAACAUCAAAAUCGAAGCUGUUCCACCGGGUUUCCAGGUAAAAAGCUUCAUUGACUCGACUAUUAUGUUGUCGGUCAGUGCGUAAGCGCAACUUGACGCCACCGGCCGUCCUAACUUAAGUAGGUAACUUAAUUAACGAAAAAAUGUGCCAAUAUUUAGUGACACGGAUUUUAGUGUUAGUUAGUUAUAUGGUGUUUAGUGUAUCUACCAGUGAUAUGUUUCAUGUGAAAAGUAUGACUACAUUUAGGCCAGAUCAAGUGUCCGAUUAUUUUGGAUAUUCAGUGUCUUUGAGCAAUUUGGGACUCCACGUGGGGGCUCCGAAGGCGAAGAGCAGGACAGUGAAGGGCAUCGCUCCAGGGCUGGUGUUCUCGUGUCCUCUGACAGAUGUCGACAGCAGCAACGCGAGUUGUGACCCACUCGGGAAGAAUGAUAGCUCCAAUCAUCUAAUGGGGAGCCAUAUACCAAAUGAUUUCUAUAAAGAUGACAUGUGGUUCGGAGCUGUUAUAGCCGUGGUACCCGAAGACAAAUUACUGAUCUGUGCCCCGAGGGAGAUGGCGCUGUUUAAAGAUAAACAAAUCGUUUUGAUAAACGGUGUAUGUUACAUACGCGGGAAGAACAAAGAACAGAGAUUAUACCCGCUCAGAGAUGAACACCGUCAAGCGUACGGGACCGACGGGGCCAGAAAGGAGUAUGGCGAGUAUGUGUAUAACCUGAACUACUUCGCAAACGGUCAGGCGGGUAUGUCUGUGGCCGUUACGAAGAACAGCAGCAUCAUUAUAGGAGCCCCGGGAGUGCUGCAGUGGACAGGUACCAUAGUGGAUUACAAAUACAGUUCAAAUAUGUUUAAAUUCACCAGAGUCCCGACAAUGAAUCCUUAUCAUACUUUGGCAUUGGGGCCAGACGAUUAUUUCGGUUAUAGUGUUGAGUCAGGUGUUUUCGAGGAAACCGGGAUUAUUUUAAACGUAGCGGGAGCGCCUCGUUCUGGCAAAGGAUAUGGACAGGUUCUUCUAUUCGAGCCUACCACCCGUGAAACGGAUCCCUUGAAAAUCAAGGCACAGCUCAUAGGACCCCAGUUGGGCUCAUAUUUUGGGGCAAGCCUCUGCGCCAUCGACAUUGAUGGAGACGGCUUAAGCGACCUUUUGGUCGGCGCACCGAAUUACGUGAAACGCGACGGAAUUAUCAAGUACGACCAAGGGGCGGUGUUUAUCUACAUGUCUAGGAAAGAGGAUUUCCGUUUUGUCCUAAGUGAAUCAGGCCAUGUAAUGGGAUCUCGGCAGAGCGGAGCUCGUUUCGGGACUACUAUAGCUGACUUGGGAGACGUGGAUAGCGACGGAUUCAACGACGUAGUAAUAGGAGCUCCUUGGGAAGACAAUGGUGCCGGCGCCGUGUACAUAUACAGAGGCAGUGAGGACGGACUACGUGCUCAGUAUACCCAGAGAAUUCACGCGGAAGGUGCAAAGAGCUUUGGCAUAGCGGUGUCUAAAGGUUACGACGUGGACAACAAUGAAUGCAAUGACAUAGCUGUGGGCGCUCAUAACAGCGGCACAGUGCAUCUGUACCGGAGUGUGCCCACCAUACAAGUGCUUUCAUCAAUUAAACUGCCGGACGCUAAGGACAUGAAGCAAAACGCUACCCACUUCAGCGCUCUGUUCUGCGUCACUGUGCCCAGGACAAGGUCGUCCACGGACUGUGAGAUAGAAAUGAAAGCUACCAUCUUGGUGGACCCCGAAGGUAACAGGGCUAACACACUCGGUGAAGCGGACUACGUUAUCAAAGUGAGAUCCGGCUUUGAUACCUGCGACGAACAAAUCAUCGAAGUUAAGAACCAAUCGGAUUUGUCGAAGCCUAUCUUGCUGAAAUUCAAUUUGGAACCAUUAAAACGUAUAGAUGAUCUCGUAAAGUUUCCGAGUAAAAUGGCCCGGGUGUCUGAGGACUCCAUCCUGCAUUCGUCCGUCUUGAUACAGAUGCUGAGCGACUGCGGCGACGACCUCGUGUGCACGCCGUGGUUGGAAAUGACCGUGGAACCAUUGGUGAGCCCAUUCGUCCCAGGCGCGAACACAAAGCUCGGAUUAACCAUCACAGUCCUCAACAAAGAAGAGCCUGCAUACAGCGUGAAGCUAAGCGUGACUCUCCCGUGCCCCCCUCGAAGGUUACUAGAGUUAUGUUCCCUACAAGACCUAGUCAUGACAUGCGAUCUACCAGCGCCUCUGAAGAGAAACGAAACCGCAGUAUGGGAGGUGGAACUAGAAUAUGCGUGGGACGGAACUGAUGAGAAAUUGAAGGUCACAGCGGAACUUCAAGACCCGCAGUACAUGAGGAACGUCAGCGAGGGUCCGAAGGAACUAGUGAUACCGAUCGCGCCGAAGAGUAACUUCGUGUUGCGUGGAAAAUCGCAACCUAAUAUAACCAUCACGAGAGAUGCGUUUGAGAAAAACACAGAUGUUUUAUUUACUCAUUACUUUGAGAUAACAAAUGAAGGUCCAUCAGAUUUCUAUCACGUGAAAGCCGUGGCAUAUCUUCCUGAAGAGGCUAUUUUAACAGAUUCUAUAGAGGGAGCCACUUUAGAAGACAACGUUCUGAAGUUCAAUGUCGAGAAGCUGAGGGCCAAGACUACGAAUACUUAUUUUUUACUUUUAAAAUAUGACAUAUAUAAAUUCGGUAACCAACUGGAAAAUACAUUAACUAUGAACGUGACGUCGAAAGUGGACAUUUACCUACAACACUACCACGCAUCUGAAACCUACAACGCAUCUAGCAACGUGACCACUACGCUGUUUCUGGAACCAAAAACGCCGAUCUGGCCUCUCAUUGUAGGCUUGGUGGCGGGACUGUUGCUGCUGGCUAUAAUCAUACUAGCUCUAUACAAGUUCGGCUUCUUCUCGAGGCAGAAGAAAGAAGAGUUGAAACAUCUCCUUCGCCGUUCGCAGGAAGACCCCUCUUCUUCCAGCAGCCCUUCUACCAACGACCCGAACGUAUCAAGUCAAGAACUGCUGGAUUCCGACACAGAUUGACCCGAUGAUGAAUAACUCAACUCAAAUAAAUACUAAGAAAAAAGAGAAUAUUUAAGACUGACUGAUGUAAACGGUUAACUUCUUGUCAUCAUAAUAUUUUUAUUUUUAAGCAUUUAACUGCUAGAUGUUUAAAUCUAAAGAAAAUUUUACUAGAAAAAAUUGCACGCCGACCUAGCAGCCGACGGGAUUUGAACCCGCACCCUUCGCUAUCCGGGCGAAUGCACUGACCCUGACCAUUAUGCUGCCGCGAUCCUGAUGACCGUAUCGAAUUUUCUCUAGCAUUUCCUUUGGCUGCAAGGCAGCGCCCUCUCUUCGCAUUGCCAGUUGAUCAAUGCAUUCGCCCGGAUAGCGAAGGAUGCGGGUUCGAGUCACUUCUGCUGCCUGGUCUGCGUGAAUUUUUUUCUAGUAUAAAAUAUUCUUGUUGAUUUUAAUAAUGGAUAUUACAUAUUAUACUGGAUUCUGCUGCAUUUCCACCUAGUGCUGAAAAUAACACCGAGCGAUCAAGCAUUCGUUUGCUCGGUAAAUGGAAUGCUCAAAACAACGUUGCGUUGUUGUCAUUGAUAACCUAGCAAAAGAGCAUUCGUUCUUGUGUCCAGUCAAACAUCCUUGUACGAAUUCGAAUCAUCUAUCAAACGACAGAAGAUUCAUAAUUUCAAAUUUUUAAAAAUAAUGACAUUACCUUUAUAAUAUAGCCGCCAGCCGUAGGCAUUACAUGAACAAAGAGUUUACCCAAAGAAAGAGGCUGUAACGCAACGGACGUUACAGUAGCUUUAAUUUUUAUUGGAAGACCUGUAUAACAGAAGUGAGGACGUUUAAUAAUGAUGAAAUGUGGUUAAUGUGAUAUUCUUCAUAGCAAAACUGGUCUCAAUAUCUAAUACGAAAAUGCAGUCACCAAAUAUGCACCAAAUUUUAGUAAUAACGAAAUGGAUUGAUAUUUUAGCUUUUCAAAAUUAGUGUUAUGAAAUAUUUUCGACACUAGUCAUAAAUAAGUGUAAGGUAGAGAAAGAGAUGUAAAUUAUUUUAUUUUCUGAAACAAAUGCUGUUGUUGAUUAAUAAAGGAUUGAAUAACUGUUACACAUCAUUAAAUAAAACUAGUUUUAACAGGUUAAUGCACGAAACUUUAUUUAUUUAUUGACGUUUCGCAGCCUUUUCAGGACUGCAUUGUCAGAAUAAAUGUUACACACCAUAUUAAGUAAUUAAGAUUCUUUGUAUUUUUUAUUUAAUAAUCUAACUAAGAUUGUUCAAUCUCAUUAAGAAAAAAAUAUAUUUCUAAUGAAUCUUUUCGUAUUAAAGGUCAAGGUCCAAGGUCUCCUACCUUGGAUUUCUGCCCAAUUUUGUAAUUUCGUACAAAUUAUAGCAAAACAAUAAAAAGACUAGCUCAUCAAAAUCUCAAUAAAUAAUUGUGGGUUACCUACAAUGCGAAGAGAUGGCGCUGCCUUGCAGCUUAAGGCUAGGAAAAUUUCGACGCGGCGAAUAGGGCCGUGGUAGCAUAAUGGUCAGUGCAUUCGCCCGGAUUGCGAAAGGUGCGGGUUCGAGUCCCGUCCGCUGCCUGGACCGCGUGGAUUUUUUUCUAGUAAACUUUUCUUUAGAUCUCAAUAAAUUCAUUUAAAUUGGUGAAAAUCUGAAUUAAUAUAUCUUGAAAAAGGGCAAUCUACGCAUAAAUUACCAUUAUUACCUAGACGCAUGUUAACAUUGACUGACAGUUGACACAUUACUAUUGGUUAAAAUUCAUUUCCUUUAUUGUACUUAGUUGUAUCAAAAAUCACGAGACUGUUUUGUCAUAGACCAAUCUCACUGCCAUAGCCAUCUAUGACAUUGACUUUUAAUAUCCUUGGUACUCGGCCUUUUUGCCAACACUCAGUUAUUUUACAUACUUUUUAUUUUGCUGGGAUUGCAAUAUAAUUAUGUUAAAUAAAACUAGUUUUUAACGGGUUUAUGCACGAAACUUUAUUUAAUUAUUGGCGUUUCGAGCUACCUUCGAAAGACUUUUAUUGAGCAUUCGGUUAUUUCAUUGGAAGAUUUAAAAAAAAAAACAAAAAAAACUCUUCCAAUGAAAUAACCGAACGCUCAAAGGUAAAGGUUUGAAGUCUUUCAAAGGUAGCUCGACAAAAUUAAAUAAAAAAUCAUUAUUCUGACGAAGCAGACCUUAAAAGGCUGCGAAACGUCAAUAAAUAAAUAAAGUUUCGUGCAUGAACCCGUUAAAAACUAGUUUUAUUUAAUGAGUGAUGUGCGUGAAAACCUAAGAAACAAAUAUAGUUAUGUUAAUACUGAUAUAUUGGAGCUUUUGCUGAUCAGGUACAUUUUUUAUGAUUUCCGUUGCUUAUUUUAAAAAAGAUGCACUUUAACUGUAAUAUAUUAUCUGUGUUGCCAUUUAUUUAAAUGUUUAAGCGGAAUUUUUAUGUGGUGCAAGUGUUCAAUAAAUUAUAAAAUUAAUAGAAGAUUUAUAUAAAAAUAAAUACUUAUUUAUUGCAUUCUAAAAUAAUAAGAAGUACUACAGAACAUACUAGAAUUAAUGAAAUACCUAGUUACUUACCUACAUUUUAUAUUUUGUAUAUUUUUGGAUAAAUAAAAAGUAGAAUAUAAACUA